AUGCCUAGGAAGCUCUGUCUUCAGGUCAUCGCCAGCACAUACAUUUAUGGAUUCACUGUGGGGCUGGCACAUGCAGUGGCAACCUUCCACUUGUCUUUCUGUGGUGCUAAUGUUGUCAACCACUUCUACUGUGAUGAUGUUCCCUUAAUUGCUCUGGCUUGUUCUGACACUCAUGUCAAAGAGCUGAUGAUGCUAAUCACUGCUGGCUUCAACAUACUCUGUUCUCUGGUGAUUGUGGUUAUUUCUUACGUCUUUAUUGUUUUUGCCAUCCUGAGGAUUCAUUCUGCUGAAGGAAGAAGGAAAGCCUUUUCCACUUGUGCAUCCCACCUGACAUCAAUCACCAUAUUUUAUGGGACGAUCAUUUUUAUGUACCUGCAGCCCAAGUCAAGCCAUUCUCUAAACACAGAUAAAAUUGCUUCUGUGUUUUAUGUGGUAGUAAUUCCCAUGUUAAACCCACUGAUCUACAGCUUAAGAAAUCAGGAGGUUAAAAAUGCCCUGAAGCGAUUUACUCAAAAAUUGUCUUUUAUCAUCCCUUAUUCCAGAAAUUCUAGGUAG
This is a messenger RNA of Grammomys surdaster, 555 nucleotides long. RefSeq names its product olfactory receptor 5AL1-like. The coding region runs from base 1 to 555 and encodes 184 amino acids. The transcript has a single exon. Gene Ontology annotation, biological process: sensory perception of smell; G protein-coupled receptor signaling pathway. Gene Ontology annotation, molecular function: olfactory receptor activity; odorant binding. Gene Ontology annotation, cellular component: membrane. NCBI's taxonomy places the organism in Eukaryota, Metazoa, Chordata, Mammalia, Rodentia, Muridae. The record is from RefSeq and is a predicted model, not a curated record.